AUGGGAGACUUUGCAAGCAGCAGUGACUCCAGCAGAGCGCCCUGCUCUUCACCGUGCCGCCGCGACACCGCAGUCACCCACCUGCUCUUCCCUGUGCUCUACAUGCUCGUCUUCCUGCUGGGACUCACACUGAACAGCCUGGCUAUUUGGGCUUUCUUCCAUAUUCCAAGUACAUCGACUUUCAUUGUCUCCCUGAAAAAUAACUUAGUAUCUGAUUUUAUAAUGACUCUGAUGCUUCCCCUGAAAAUCACUGACUCCGGCCUGUGACCAUGGCAACUGAAGGCCUUUGUCUGCUGCUUUUCAGCCAUAAUAUUUUAUGACACCAUGUAUAUUAGCAUAGUGCUCCUCAGUCUCUUUGCUUCUGAUAGGUUCAAGAUCACGAGACCUUUCGGGAAGUUCUGGGUGCAACAAGUGAGUUCAGCAAAGAUCCUCAUGGGUCUGGUCUGGCUCUUCUUCCUGGAUCUCUCUGUGCCAAACAUGAUCCUAUCGAACAAGAAAACAACACCGCAGUCGGUGAAGAAGCGUGCUUCACUGAAGAGCUACCUUGGACUCACUGUCGAUUACAUCUGCCAGUUUGUCUUUGUCCUCAUUCUUAUGCUUCUAUUUUAUGUAAUUAUUGCCAAAAAGGUGUACAAGUCUUACUUGAAAAUGGGAGAAAGCAAAAAGAAACAAAGGGUCAAGGGGAAAGUAUUCAUCAUUUUCACCGUGUUCUUCUUCUGCUUUGCCCCCUUCCAUCCCUACACCCUGAGUCAAACGACAACCCAGAUGGACUGCUGCCUGCAGAACCAGCUUUUUGUUGCUAAGGAGAGCACACUUCGGCUGGCUGCCACAAACACUUGCAUGGACCCCUUGAUAUACAUGUCCUUGUGCAAACCAUUCCUAGCAAAAAUGCUAUGCGGGAAAGUAAACACACUUCAGAGAACAGUUCAUACGAACCCAAGAACUGAACUAAAUGCAGGAACCUUGGCCAUUGAAUCUUGAUUCUGUAGCUUUGCACUCUGGAGUCUUUGCAUAUCCACAGAGAAAUUAAGAAAUUUGUUAUACUGCUGCUGUAGAAAACUGAAGGAUGGUGGUGCUGUAAUACUUAAUAAAAAGGGCAGGCUGGAUUUCCAUAGUUAUGCUCA
Molecule: messenger RNA, 1124 nt
Organism: Meleagris gallopavo (turkey)
Lineage: Eukaryota; Metazoa; Chordata; Aves; Galliformes; Phasianidae
Source: RefSeq, a predicted model, not a curated record